Messenger RNA from Dovyalis caffra, 165 nucleotides. The record is from the annotation of a GenBank genome assembly. Lineage: Eukaryota; Viridiplantae; Streptophyta; Magnoliopsida; Malpighiales; Salicaceae.
AUGGCAAGAAGGGUUGGGUUAUGUAGCGGUGUCUCGACUAUAGAUGAUCGAUGGAUCCAUAGUGAUCAAAGAAGUGGUGGACGGUGGCCAUUUUGGUCGCGGAGGAUGAAGGAGGUGGUUCCGCUAAACUAUGGGGUUGGUGUUGGAGUGGUGGUCGACAACUAA